This is a messenger RNA of Penicillium soppii, 360 nucleotides long. RefSeq lists its product as uncharacterized. The record is from RefSeq and is a predicted model, not a curated record. Lineage: Eukaryota; Fungi; Ascomycota; Eurotiomycetes; Eurotiales; Aspergillaceae. The transcript has a single exon. Bases 1 to 360 code for a protein of 119 amino acids.
AUGGGCCAACGGCACCUACCAGAGCCCGUCGACAGCGACCCAGCUUGCUGGGUCACUGUGCGUUUCGAUGAACGUAUGGUAGAAACUCAUUGGGACGAAGAUCUUGUGGAAUUUGCUCUUUUGGAACUUCAACAUGGACGUGGUCAUAUUGGUCACAAAUCACAUCAUCGUCUGGGUUGCAUGUGUAUCUCACUCCCGAUUACCGGGGUUUCACCGCAUGACAUACCUGAGAUAAUCAAAAACGCUAAAAGUAUUGCAGAGGGAUGGCUCCUACGAGUUCGCGACAAAAGGGUGCGUCUUGACCGGGAUCGUAUUUUUUUCAAGCCCGGUGUCGCGCCGAAUAUUGGGAUUCCGUUCUAA